GGGCGAAAAUCUCAUGCACAUCAUUCGACUUCGACAAUUUAUAAGCGAACAUUAUUGCUUUCUUGUGUUUUUAAAUUUUCUAACUUUUGGUUAGAAAAUAAUGACAUUUGGUACGAUGAACGCCCAACAAGCUCAUAAGGAACAUGUUUUGGCAGUUUCGAGGGAUUUUAUUUCGCAGCCGAGACUUACAUAUAAAACAGUUUCUGGUGUUAAUGGCCCAUUGGUAAUUUUGGAUGAAGUAAAAUUUCCCAAAUAUGCUGAAAUUGUUCAACUGAGACUUCAUGAUGGUACUCUUAGAUCUGGACAAGUGCUUGAGGUUUCUGGUUCCAAAGCUGUGGUUCAGGUAUUCGAAGGUACAUCGGGUAUUGAUGCUAAACAUACUCUUUGCGAAUUUACUGGAGAUAUUUUACGUACACCCGUUUCUGAAGAUAUGUUGGGUCGUGUUUUCAAUGGCAGUGGAAAACCUAUAGAUAAAGGACCUCCAAUUUUGGCCGAAGAUUAUUUAGAUAUUCAAGGUCAACCUAUUAAUCCUUACUCAAGAACAUAUCCUCAAGAAAUGAUCCAAACUGGUAUUUCAGCUAUUGAUAUUAUGAAUUCUAUUGCUCGUGGACAAAAGAUUCCAAUCUUUUCAGCUGCAGGUUUACCACACAAUGAGAUUGCUGCUCAAAUCUGUAGACAAGCUGGUCUUGUAAAACAACCUGGAAAAUCAGUUCUAGAUGAUCACGAAGAUAAUUUUGCCAUAGUAUUUGCUGCUAUGGGUGUUAAUAUGGAAACUGCCAGAUUCUUUAAACAAGAUUUUGAGGAAAAUGGUUCAAUGGAGAAUGUUUGUUUAUUCUUGAAUUUGGCUAAUGAUCCUACUAUUGAACGUAUUAUUACGCCUCGACUUGCUUUGACUGCAGCUGAAUUUUUAGCUUAUCAGUGCGAAAAACAUGUGUUGGUUAUAUUAACUGAUAUGAGUUCUUAUGCUGAAGCUUUGCGAGAAGUUUCUGCUGCUCGAGAAGAAGUACCUGGACGUCGUGGUUUCCCUGGUUACAUGUACACUGAUUUGGCUACAAUUUAUGAAAGAGCUGGUCGAGUAGAAGGCAGAAACGGUUCUAUUACUCAAAUACCUAUUUUAACUAUGCCUAAUGAUGAUAUUACUCAUCCAAUUCCUGACUUAACUGGAUACAUUACUGAGGGUCAAAUAUAUGUUGAUCGUCAAUUACAUAACCGUCAGAUAUACCCACCAAUUAAUGUGUUGCCAUCUUUAAGCAGAUUGAUGAAAUCAGCCAUUGGUGAAGGAAUGACUCGUAAAGAUCACUCAGAUGUAUCAAAUCAAUUGUAUGCAUGCUAUGCAAUUGGUAAAGAUGUGCAAGCAAUGAAAGCGGUUGUAGGAGAAGAAGCUUUAACACCUGAUGAUCUUCUUUAUCUUGAAUUUUUAACUAAAUUUGAAAAAAAUUUCAUUACACAAGGUAAUUAUGAAAACCGUACAGUAUUUGAAUCUUUGGAUAUUGGAUGGCAGUUAUUACGUAUUUUCCCUAAGGAAAUGUUGAAGAGAGUUCCAGCAUCUACACUAGCCGAAUUUUACCCAAGAGACUCCCGUCCAAAAUAAACUUCUAUAUGAAUAUUAUAAACUAUUAAUUAUCAAAAAUCCUGUAUGUUCAUUCGUCAUUGGUUCAUCUUGUACAUUCCAUUAUGAAUAAAAAAAUAAUUACCUUA
Molecule: messenger RNA, 1698 nt
Organism: Sipha flava (yellow sugarcane aphid)
Lineage: Eukaryota; Metazoa; Arthropoda; Insecta; Hemiptera; Aphididae
Gene: Vha55
Product: V-type proton ATPase subunit B
Exons: 9
Coding region: 101-1591 (496 amino acids)
Biological process (GO): ATP metabolic process; proton transmembrane transport
Cellular component (GO): proton-transporting V-type ATPase, V1 domain
Molecular function (GO): ATP binding; proton-transporting ATPase activity, rotational mechanism
Source: RefSeq, a predicted model, not a curated record